Molecule: messenger RNA, 2286 nt
Organism: Thermothielavioides terrestris NRRL 8126
Lineage: Eukaryota; Fungi; Ascomycota; Sordariomycetes; Sordariales; Chaetomiaceae
Exons: 1
Coding region: 333-2189 (618 amino acids)
Source: RefSeq, a predicted model, not a curated record
CUGGAAGCGUAUGGAGUUUGGCGUGUGCCGUCGUCAAAACUCCGGGUCUUCCUGUAGAGCGCUGGACACAGAAAGCGUCACUCGAAACCCUAACCCGGGCGCAGAUUCACGGCCACUCCCGCCCCUCAAUUUUGCAUUCGUGGAAACUCGAAUCACGCAUGGUGCUUCUCGCUCAUCAGAACCUGGGGGUCUGGACAACGCGUCAUAACCGGAGAGAGAGAAUACAACCGGGUUUUAGUUGUGGGCCAAGGUUCUUUUCUGUUUUUCCAUCUUUCCCUCUCUCUUUUCCUUUCUUUUCUUCUCUUGCCUUUUUUCUUUUCUUGGGCGGCAAGAUGUCACUGCCGGCGUCGAACAGUACCGAUGUCGGCGCCGAGCUGGAGGGGCCGGCGCUGGACGAGUGCAUCGAGUCGCUGAUCGCCCGGUGGCAGGGCUGCAUCGACGAGCUGCAGCGCCUGGAGCAGGCAUCCGAGUCGGCGAACCGCCCGGUGCGGGGGCUCAAGAACCUGCUAAGAGUGCAGUGCCGCGCCCUGGACAAGAUUGUUCAGAAGCGGCAGGACCCCUCCGCAGCGGCCGUCUCGCCGGCCCAGUACUUUGGCAUCCGGAGCUGCUGCUGGGAGGACCGCUGGGCCGUCGUCAAGAAAUGCCGCGGCCUCGUCGCCAUCAACAAGGACUUCCCGCGCAGCCCCCGCCUGCCGGUCCCCCCGGACGCCGGCUGGCUGGCCUACAAGGACCAGCCGUUCCAGGAGAAGACCGUGGCCGUGGACGCCGUCGUCGACAGUGGCGCUACUUGGAUUAAGUUCGUCUCCAUCUCGCCCAAGACCCUGGAAUACCAGGUCGCGGCCGAAGGGUGGGCGAGCGAGCCGGAUGACGACGACGACCAAGCGGGCGGAGAUGAGGGACUGGGUCACACCGAGUUCGCCGACACGAUCCGGAAGAUCGUCCUCGCUGCGCGGUGGAACCACUGCCACCGGCUGCACCUCGUCCUCCCCGGGCUGCGAGAGGGCAAGUCGGAGACGGUGGACCGCAUGAUCCAGUUCGUCCGGCGCAGCAUCGGGGGGGACGACGUCUCGGUCGAGGUCAGCUGCGCGGACAGUCCGCUCCUCACCGAGCUGCCGCCUCCGCUUGACCACGCCAUUGCCGCGCUCAUCCAGGACCGCGACGCUCUCGUCGGCGACGACUGCGGCCGCCUGACCGAGACAGUCAACCUCGACCCCAGCGCGCUCGUGGCGCUGGUCACGGACCUGCACCACGGGCCCGUGCCGCUGCAGCCCGAGUCGCAGCGCCGCAUCAUCGCGCAGUCCCUCCUCGACCACGAAAAAACGGAGGGCGGCAACGAGCUGGUCGCGCGCCAGGACAUCCUCGCCACCGUGCUGUAUCCGGCCCUGCGAGGCCGCACGCUGGUCUGCACGCGCUUCGCCGCCGCCUACUUCCGCAAGCUCAUCGCCGCCAUCGCCACCCACUCGGAGGAGGUCCGCGCGAACUGCAUCCUGCCGCCGGCGUGCGACGGCGACGACGGCAACGGAAUGGCGUCCACGCCGCCGCCCUCCCCCGACGCGCUGCGGCAGACGCUGCAGACCUGGUCCACCGUGCCGGUCCCGCCAGACCUGCGCCUGCCCGUGCAGAUCGUGCCGGACGUCGACGUCGCGGACGUCGACCGGCUGGUGGCGGCGGGCCGGCUGCCGGCGAUGGCGCGCGGCGUGGCGCGCGACCUGUCGCGCCUCAACCGCUCCGUCUACUGCCACGGCUGGGCGGCGCGGCAGACCACGGUGACGGGCCACCGCGGCAUCGAGCGGCAGGUGCGGCUGGCGCUGGCGCGGCACUGGACGCGCGGCGGCGGCGACGAGCGCCCGCCCGACGUCUGGCACCGCCACCUCGGCGGCUACCUCAUCCACCGCGACAAGCCCAAGGACUGGCGGGCGCUGCUGAUCGGCCCGGCCGGCGGCGGCGACUGCGGGGAAGGGGAGGUGCCGCCCGAGCUGGUGCGCUGGACGAACCCGUGGACGACCUGGGGGAGGGGCAUCAGCACGUACGGCGUGCCGGAUACGAAGACGUGGGAGGGGGUGGGCCACGAGGAGAAGACGAGCUACGGGAGAAGGAUGGAUGGGCGGGAGGAGAGGGCCGGGACGGGCAGGGGAGGGAGGCAGCACGAGCAGGUCAGAGACGAGGAGCAGGAGGACGAGCAGUCGUGACAAUGAUGAAGGUUUGCAGCAGAAAGGAAAACGAAUCCGGCUUGGGGUAUAUUGGAUCAGUACGCUUGGAAAAAGAGCCGCCGCGAGAUUAAAAAGC